Vidua macroura (Pin-tailed whydah) is the source of this 1413-nucleotide messenger RNA. RefSeq names its product transmembrane protein 43 (gene TMEM43). The record is from RefSeq and is a predicted model, not a curated record. NCBI's taxonomy places the organism in Eukaryota, Metazoa, Chordata, Aves, Passeriformes, Viduidae. Gene Ontology annotation, cellular component: nuclear inner membrane. The transcript has 13 exons. Bases 89 to 1291 code for a protein of 400 amino acids. Gene Ontology annotation, biological process: nuclear membrane organization.
AGCCCUGAGGCGGAGGAGGGCGCGGCUGGCGGUGCGCGGCUCUGGCGGUCCCUGAGUUGUGGUUCCCGGGGGGAGCGAGAGGCUCAGGAUGUCGAGGAACUUCUCUGACACAGGCAGCAGAAAAGAGCAUGUUAAAAUCACAAGUGAGCCCAAACCAGGGUUCCUGGAGCGGCUCAGUGAGACUUCUGGAGGCAUGUUGAUUGGACUUGUGACAUUUCUUCUGGCUUUCUACCUUCUUUUUACCAAUGAAGGACGAGCUUUAAGGACAGCCAAGUCUCUCGAUGAGGGCCUUUCUCUUGUGGUCCCUCUUGACAGCAUCCACAGUAUCUCUCAGCAGAAUGAGGGGAGACUGGUGCACUUGGCUGGAGCUCUGAGUACAUCUAAGCCUUUGUUUGACCCCAGCUAUGGGCUCUCCAUCCAAGCUGUCAAACUUAAGCGUAAUGUGGAAAUGUACCAGUGGGUUGAAUAUGAAGAUUCCAAGGAAUAUGAGGAGGAUGGUGAGAUUAAGAAAGAGACAAAGUAUUCAUACAAUACAGAGUGGAAAUCGGAAGUUGUGAACAGCAGAAACUUUGAUCGAGAAAUUGGACACAAAAACCCAAGUGCCAUGGCUGUGGAGUCUUUCACUGUUGUUUCUCCUAACGUCCAGGUUGGCAGCUUUGUUCUUUCCAAGGGUCUCGUGGAUAAAAUUGAUGAUUUCAAGCAGUUGAGCUUGUCACACCUGGAGGAUCCCCAUGCUGAUGUUACCCGAAGAGAAGAUUAUUUCUAUCACAGCGACAACCCCAGGCGUCCAGAAGUAGGAGACCUUCGUGUCUCUUUCUUCUAUGCAGGUCUGAGUGGAGAUGAUCCCCAUUUGGGCUCUGCUGAUAAGGUGACUGUGAUUGCUCGGCAGCGAGGUGAUCAGCUGGUUCCAUAUCAUACCAAGUCUGGAGAUGUUCUGGAGAUUCUGUACCCUGGGGACCUCUCUGUGGAGGAGGUGUUUCAGAAGGAGCAUGAGAGUAACACCAUGAAGACCUGGGCCCUCCGUGCAGCUGGCUGGCUCUCAAUGUUUGUGGGCAUCAGCCUGAUGACCAGGAUCUUUUACACGUUAGUGGACUGGUUUCCUGUUGUGAGGGACCUGGUUAACGUUGGCUUGAAGGCGUUUGCCGUGUGUGUGGCCAGCUCGCUGUCCCUGCUGACCAUCUCCGUGGGCUGGCUCUUCUACCGCCCGCUCUGGGCCCUGCUCCUCGCGCUGCUCUCCAUUGUCCCCAUCCUGGUGGCCAGAUCCCGUGUUCUGCCCAAGAAGCAGCAGUGACAAGGAGGUGGUCGGGUCUUGAGCUGAAUCCUGACCUUAAAGGAAGUAUUUCCCCCUUGAGACAGAAAGGCCAGAACUCUACCUCACCACUGAUUUGGGUAAGCUAUGGAUCAAAGCAGGCA